AACGGGGGUGGGGCGCUCGGAGGGGACUCAGUGCGCAUGCCCCAGGAGGCGAGGCGGGCAGCCACCGGCAGAGGAGUCAUGGUCAGCGUGAAGGUGGAGGAGGGGACCUCAGACAGGAUGCAACCCACCAGGGCACUGGAGGAACCUGGUGAUUCCUUGCUGGAGCAGCCAUGGGCCCGACCUGCAGACAUGUCUCUGGAGGAGGCUGAACAGAGGGACAGUCCAGGGCUUCAGGACCGGCUACCUCGUGGUUGCACAGAGGAGCCCCCGCCUGACCCGAAAUCAGGUGCAGGGGCCCAGAGCAGAGCUCAUCAGCAGCCUCCUGAAGAAGGGCCUGUAAACCUGGAGCUGCUGAAGACUUCCCCAAGAAGGCCAUGGGAGAGGGGCUCCCUGAACCCUGAGCGGGGCCAGCUGCAGAAGGGGCAGGGCAGGCCGGCAAGGCAGGGGGAGAGCAUGGAGCUCCGGGAGGCCUUUGAAGACGUGGCUGUGUACUUCACGCGGGAGGAGUGGGAGCUGCUGGAGGAUGCACAGAAGGGGCUGUACCGGGACCAGAUGCUGAGCAACUGCCGAGCCCUCGUUUUCCUGGGGUAUCAAGGUCCGACACCCGACUUAAUCUGCCACAUCCAGCAAGGACAGGAGGAGCUCUGGGUCUGUGAUGAUGGGGACCGUGAGGACAUCUCCAGGUUGCAGGACCUGUUGCUAGAAGGCGCCUGGCUGCUGAGCAGAGCGGAGGAACAGAGUUGUGAAGAAGGGCCUGGAAACAUGGAGCCAGCCCGGACUUCAUCUGGGAGUUUGGGAGGCACCUGGCUGCUGAGCAGAGUGGAGGAACAGAGUCCUGAGGCAGGGCCAGCAAACCUGGAGCCAGCCCAGACUUCCCCAGGGAUUUUUGGCAACAAGGAGUCCCUGAGACCUGAUGAAGACCAAUGGCCCCAGAGCCAGGGGAGACCCCAGCAGCAGAGGGAGAAGACAGCAGGGAAGCAGGCGCCAUCUCCCCUGAGGUGUGAGAGGAGAGAAGGUAGAGAGAGCUCUGGGUGCAGGGAAGGAUUUGUGGCACUGAAGUGCCAUGAGGGAAAGUUGCACUGGAGAGAGACCCUGCAUCUGAGCCAUGCCAGUGGGGAGGGCCUCAGAGGGAAGCUGGAGCUCCCUGCCAAGCCCAGGGGCAAAGCACACCCCUUCCCUGAGUACCAGAAAAGCUUUACCUACCCCUCACUCUUGACUCUGCAAAAGAGAAGCCACGCUGGGGAGAAGCUUCACUUAUGCGCCAAGUGCGGGAAGGGCUUCACCUGCCUCUCGACCCUAGCUACUCACCACAAAAUCCAUUGUGGAGAGCACCCCCACCACUUUACCAGAAGUAGGAAGAGCUCUGCAUGCCCCUCAGACCUAGGCAAACACCACCCUACGCACAGGGUGAAGCGUCACUAUUGCUGUGUCACGUGCGGUAAGACCUUCACCCAUUCCUUAUCCCUGGCUCAGCACCAGUGCCUCCAUCCAGGGAAGAAGCCACAUCAGUGCCCUGAGUGUGGGAAGAGCUUCACCCACUCCUCCAGCCUGGCCUAUCACCAGCGCAUUCACACAGGGGAGAAGCCACAUCAGUGUUCCAAGUGUGGAAAGAGAUUCCGUGGAUCCUCCAACCUGAUCGAACACCAGCGUGUCCACACAGGGGAGAAGCCAUAUCAGUGCUCUGAGUGUGGGAAGAGCUUCACCCAAUCCGCCAACCUGGCCCAGCACCAGCGCAUCCACAAAGGGGAGAAGCCACAUCAGUGCUCUGAGUGUGGGAAGAGCUUCACUCAGUCCUCCGGCCUGGCUUAUCACCAGCGCAUCCAUACAGGGGAGAAGCCACAUCAGUGCUCCGAAUGUGGGAAGAGAUUCCGUGGAUCCUCCAGCCUGAUUGAACAUCAGCGCAUCCACACAGAGGAGAAGCCAUAUCAGUGCUCUGAGUGUGGCAAGAAGUUCAGCGAAUCCUCCGGUCUGACUAAACACCAGCGCAUCCACACAGGGGAGAAGCCGUAUCAGUGCUCAGAGUGUGGCAAGAAGUUCAGUGAAUCCUCCAACCUGACUAAGCACCUGCGCAUCCACAAAGGAGAGAAGCCACAUCAGUGCUCUGAGUGUGGCAAGAGCUUCACCUACUUCUCCAGCCUGGCUUAUCACCAGCGCGUUCACACAAGGGAGAGGCCAUGUCAAUGUUCUGAGUGUGGGAAGGGAUUCACCCACUCCUUUGGCCUGGCUUAUGACUGGCGCAUUCACACAGGAGAGAAGCCACAUCAGUGCUCUGAGUGCAGGAAGAGAUUCCAUGGAUCCUCCAGCCUGACUGAACACCAGCGCAUCCACACAGGGGAGAAGCCACAUUGUUGCUCUGUGUGUUGGAAGUCCUUUGCAAAAUCCACUAAUCUGGCUAGACACCAACGCAUCCACACAGAGGAGAAGCCAUAUCAGUGCUCUGAAUGUGGAAAGAGCUUCACCCUGUCCUCCUACUUGGCCAAACACCAACGCAUCCACAGAGGGGAGAAGUCAUAACAAUGAUCUGAGUGUAGCCAGAGAUUCACCCAAUCCUCCCACUGGGCCAGGCACCAACACAUGCACACAGGUGAUUAACCACAUCAAUAAUCUGAGUGUGGGCUGAGCUUCACCUGCUUCUCCAGCCUGGCCCAGCACCAGCGCAUUCACGCAGGGGAGAAGCCACAUCAGUGCUCUGAGUGUGGAUAUCUGGCUAAAUCCUAGCUUCCACUGCAUCUAGUGGUCAAGAAUCCCACACUUUAGUUCCAUACUUGGUGUAAAAACAUUUCCAUUCAUUAGCUUUCAGCCGAUGAGCUGCUCAUUUCCUGUUGCAACCCCUCGUUCUUGUCUGGGGAGACAGUAAACAAUAAAUCCUUGUGGGCUUUU
This is a messenger RNA of Alligator mississippiensis (American alligator), 2880 nucleotides long. RefSeq names its product zinc finger protein 345-like. Gene Ontology annotation, molecular function: RNA polymerase II cis-regulatory region sequence-specific DNA binding; DNA-binding transcription factor activity. Gene Ontology annotation, biological process: regulation of transcription by RNA polymerase II. The record is from RefSeq and is a predicted model, not a curated record. Lineage: Eukaryota; Metazoa; Chordata; Crocodylia; Alligatoridae. Bases 37 to 2514 code for a protein of 825 amino acids. The transcript is spliced from 7 exons.